Messenger RNA from Nasonia vitripennis (jewel wasp), 5968 nucleotides. RefSeq names its product RNA pseudouridylate synthase domain-containing protein 2. The record is from RefSeq and is a predicted model, not a curated record. NCBI's taxonomy places the organism in Eukaryota, Metazoa, Arthropoda, Insecta, Hymenoptera, Pteromalidae. Gene Ontology annotation, biological process: pseudouridine synthesis. The transcript is spliced from 8 exons. Gene Ontology annotation, molecular function: RNA binding; pseudouridine synthase activity. Bases 600 to 2270 code for a protein of 556 amino acids.
CUACGAGUCCGCCUGGUGGGAGAAACCUACCGUCCAUGUGCUCGCGCGGCUGCGGCGCUCGAUCAAGCUCUCCCCGAGCUCGCUCAGCAGCGCCGGAGUCAGUCCUCGCGACGCGCUCGCCGCGACAACCUCGUCGUCGUACGUGUUGUUCGUAUCAACAUACGCUAGUCCAUAUACGUCAGGCUGUAGCGUUUUUCUCUCUAUAGUAUAUAAUAGUAAUACACUUGUAUGGUGUAAUAAUCGGGACAUCGACGCAGAGUUUGAUCAGUUUCUUUGUAAAAUUCAGUGAGUUCUCCCGCACGAGGAUGAUGGACUCCGGCAGUGUCGAAGCCGCGACGAAGUGCAGGAGAUGAGAAUCGCUUCUGGCCAAAGUCCUUCUCGUCUCGAUCGUUCCCCUGUGUACACGGUUAUGCUGCUCUUGGAUUAGCGGAUACAUAUACUUCUUUUUUCCGUUCCUCGAUUCUCCUCUUCAUUGCAUUACAUUGUGAAAAAAAGAAAAAAAUCCGUCGCCGUAACCGAUCGUCGUCUCAACUCGGCGAACAAGUGAUACAGUUUAUCUGCAGGAAGAGACUGUAGCGUAAACGAAGCUAGAGCUAAAAAUGCACCACACGACUCCGUGGUACCUGCCUUGGGGCUUGAAACUGGUGCCGCUGUCCAUACCGCCGGGACACCCGGCUUCGGGAAUACCCAACCCGGCACUUCACCUCCUCGCGCCGCUACCAGGAAUCUACGCGCCGGAACCCCGCAAGGUCGAUUUGAAGCCUCUGCGCGAGACGACCAUAGCCGUACCGCCUCAGCCGCCGAAGAUAGCGGUGAAGAGGAAGGCCGAGGAUGCAGACGCCAGUAAAGACUUGAAAAAGGCGAAAUUGGAAACGAAGGCGUUGAAGGCGAAAAGGCCAGGAUUCACGGACGAGCGCUACAAUGAGACGAGCUACUACGUCGAGAAUGGUGAGUGUUGUCUGCGCAAAGUCUACCCGUACUACUUCACCUUCACGACGUUCACGAAAGGCCGCUGGGUCGGCGAGAAGAUCCUGGAGGUGUUCGCCCGGGAGUUUCGAGCCCAUCCGGCCGAAGAGUACGAGCGCUGUAUACGCGCCGGUACACUCACGGUCAACUACCAGAAGGUCGACGUCGACUACAGAUUGCGACACAAUGACCUGCUCGCCAACGUCGUUCACAGACACGAGGUGCCAGUCACCUCGGAGCCGAUCACGGUGAUACACAUGGACGAGGACGUCGUCGUGGUCAACAAGCCCGCCUCCAUCCCUGUGCACCCAUGCGGCCGUUACCGGCACAACACCGUCGUCUUCAUUCUGGCCAAGGAGUACAACCUAAAGAACCUUAGGACAAUCCACAGGCUGGACAGACUGACAAGCGGCAUACUACUCUUCGGCAGAACUCCGAAGAAAGCCCGGCAAAUGGAGCAUCAGAUUAGAAACCGACAGGUGCAGAAGCAGUACGUCUGCCGAGUGGAAGGCGAGUUCCCUGAAGAGGAGAUCGUCUGCUCGGAGGCCAUCGAGGUGGUGUCCUACAAGAUCGGCGUCUGCAAGGUCUCGGACAAGGGCAAGGACUGCAUCACCAAGUUCAAACGGCUGAGCUACAACGGCAAGUCGUCGGUCGUGCUGUGCAAGCCUCAGACGGGUCGUAUGCACCAGAUCCGUGUCCAUCUGCAGUACCUCGGCUACCCGGUCGUCAACGACCCGCUGUACAACCACGUGGUCUUCGGGCCCCACAAGGGUAAAGGUGGGAAUAUCGGAAAGACGGACGAGGAGCUCGUGAGGGACCUCAUUGGUAUACACAAUGCUGAAAACUGGCUGGGUAUGGACGGCGACUCGGAGAUGAGCUUGUUCAAACCGAAGCUCGAUUUGGACGACAGGAUCCCGAGCGAUAAGGAGGGAUCGCCCUCGUCGACGCCGAGCUUGUCGGAAGACGAUCAGCAGCAGCCUCAGCAGCAGCAGCAGCAGCAGCAGCAGCAGCAGCAAGCACAGCAAUCGCAGCCACAGCAGCAGCCUGAAGUGCAGAAGUCGAUGAAGGUGACGGUGGGCACGCAGACUGGUUCCGAGCCGCCAGACUCGACGUUCGCCAACGAGAAGGUGACCGUCGACCCUCACUGCUACGAGUGUAAGGUCAAGUACAGGGAUCCCAAGCCCUCGGACCUCGUGAUGUACCUGCACGCCUGGCGUUACUGCGGCCCAGGCUGGGAGUACGAGACGCCACUGCCUGCCUGGGCAGCCAGCGACUGGCAGCCCACUGAGGAGCAGCAACGAUAGUCGCUCUAUCUGCAGCUACUGCUCUCCGCCUACUGCAUCCCACAAACCAUGUGAUCAGUCCGAGCGACAAGCAUAUAUAUUAUGUACACUGGACACGCGUACCGAGCGCUGUUUAUACACUUCCUUCGAGCGAGCUGGGAAAACAUUGGGUUUAGUUUUUUCGAACUCGAUUUCGUUGUUAUUAUUAUAUUUAGGAUUUACGAUCCUAUACACUCUGAUUAUCUGUUACGUAAUCAAUUUGUUUCACGCUAUAAUGACUUGAGCUUGAGAAAACUAGGCGUAUGAGGGAGUUUUAAUAAUGUGAUUUAUUACUUGGGCUAUGGGGUGUAGUAAAAUUUCAAUUACGAUGACGGUUUUCCUGUAUUAUUUUCCACUCGCUCUAAGGAAUUCAAGAAGAUGUGAAAUAAAAAAAAAUGUAUUGUAAUAUCCUACCCCGUGCCUUCCAUCGGUUCGCGAGUUGAAACUUAAAGUAUAUUAUAUAUUAUAAAUAUAAUUAUAUUAUACAUCGUGACGCCCUAUUACCGUAAUGUACUUGUAUCCAAACCAAUCCCCCUCCCUCCAACCCUUAUCUUCCCGAUAAACAUAUGACGCACUCGUGCAGGCGCCUGCGGAAGCCUUCGUCGCGUUGUUGUAAUUAAAAUGAAAGCGUGCGAGAGUGAGUGCACGGUUGCAAGAGUGCAAAUAUAAGAGACAUGUGCGGAUAUGUGAGAAAAAGUGAGAGAGCGAAUGAUAAAAGCCGAUCUAACCGAUUGGAAUCAGAGCUAGCAGCCGAUUUGGACGGUGAAGAGUAAAUGAUGAUUGUAGAAGAUGGUCGUGCCCGCUUUUUGUAAAGCUUUUAAUUAUUCGUAGAAUAUCGAAAACAACAUAUUGUAAGGUUUGAAGGUAGGAUUAUCUUUAUGGUAGUUUUGUCUUUUGAAUAUUUACAAAAAGGACACGAGUAAUUUCUUCAAUGUAAUUUAAAAAUAAUUUUCGUGAUUUUUUACGCCGUUCUUGUGAAUUCGUAGCGGCUGCGUAUAGGUGUAGUUUUGCGAUGUAGAGAUGCGAGAAAGUACAGAGAUACAAUAAAAUUUGCACAUUGCAACAGUUGAAUAAUGUGACAGCAAGCUAUUUUAUAAAAGACAACUCGUAAACUAAAUAAGUACCCGUUUUGCAGCCAUCUACGUAUUGUACCAAAUAUCGCUACAAAUGUAUUUAUUUGUAUGAUAAAUAUCAUUUGUUUUCAAUGAUUCAACAUACAGUGAAAAAUUAUGAAAAUAUAAAUUUAUGAUUAUUAGAAAAGAAAACGCUUUCUACUCUUUUACGAAAUACGUUUUUUCAGCGCGUGAAAAAAUCAAUAAGAAAACCUGUCUAUCUUUUUUCAACAUCCAAAUCAGUGCUCGGCUCUGAUUAGGAUUCAUAAGCAUCCAAACCAUGUCCUAUGUCGUUAAAAAGAAAUCAUCUGUUGGGAUCAAUCACUCUGGUUAAAAAAUAAUCUUCUGGAAAUCGAAGAUUCGAUGAUUUAAUAGUCGUGCUUUUCUAAGAUACAUUAGGAGGUUCAAAUUUAUGUUUUAUUUUAUUUCUUCUGUAAUAUACUCAACGAAUCAAAUCGAUGUUGAGUUUUUCAAAUGAAAUUUUGUAACUAGGCUAACUCGAGAUUUUUAACGAAAAGGAUUCCCCUUUCGUCUUAUAUUAGGAUAAUCCAAUCAAUUUUAAAGACACCAAUUGAGUUUGCAACCUCGCAAUUUAUAUCCUGAUGCUGGUUGUUUUUCAAUGACGGCUCGAUUGGAGUGUUAGCUUUUAAAAAUGUAGCAACGCCGUGUAAAAUGACAUUUAAGGAUAUAGAAGUGUUAGCGAAAGUCUGUAGAAGAGUAAAUAAAUUAGCAAAUUAAUAGGUUUUGAUGAGUUUUCAAAUUGAAAGUGAUAUAUGUAGUUUUGUCCUUUUUUUUUAAAUGAAAAAUUAUUCUACGCAUGCACGAAAGAGGCGCAAAGAAAGUGUAGUUGAGUGAUUUGAUGACAAUUGCUGACGCGAUGAAUUAAGAUAAAAAAAUAUUUUGUAAGCCUUGUGUAGAAUAUUGUAAAAUAAAGUAUACAUGUAUUGCUAGAUUUUCUAAUCAAGCACUUCAUUAUGAAUUUAAGAAAUCAUUUCUUUAUCUGUAUCCUUAAACUAUAUAAUUAAAGUGUUGCAAGAAAAAUAUCUAUUUUCAUUAGACAUAAAUACGUAUUGUUUGGUUAACGAUGAUUAAAUAUGCGGUAUCAACGAUUUUCAUAAGUAUUCUUGCGACAUUUCAAAAUACCAUAUCAAUGUGCAAUAGUCAGCUUUGAGAAAUGCUUUUGCUCUUUUAUUUAUACUUGUGCGCGUAGCAAUCAAUCCGAAAAUAUGAAUAUUUGAGCAAACUCAAUUCUAAUACUUGCCGAUAUUUGCCCUUGCGUAUGCAGCUGUGAGCUUAAAUAUAUUGUACUGAUGCGUACUUUUGGCCUCGAGUAGACAAUGGAUUUUAAAUGCGAAUCGAUGUUGACAGAACCGUGCUCUUAUACAUAUAUGUUAAUUAGUUAUGCAUUAGAAGCAAGGACGUAGUAAAUAUUUUCAAAAUGUAUUAAGAAUCAAAUUUGAAAUGAACGUAUAUAGGCGAAUGAUUUUCAAGCGAUGACAAUGUUUCGGUUAUAAACUUGCUAUUUCUUUAUGAAAUCGAAAUAAUUAAAAGUGUACAAACAUAAUACAUAUUGAAAUAUACAUAUACAUUUUAAUUAAAAAAAAGUAUUAGCUAAAUUUUCAAAUACAUUUUUAAAAUUUUUACUUACUUGUUAUUACAACAUUGUAAUAAUAAUAUUCAAAUAUCAACUUACAUAAAUUUGCAUAAAUUCUUAAAUUAAACAAAAUAAAGAAUAAAGAAAUAUAUAAAAAUCAUUAUAUUUGAAGAAAGAUUUAUAAUGUUUCUAUAUACAAAUGUUGUAAUAAUGAGAGAAGUAUAAAGAAAUAAAAGUUAGUUCAUUUAAUGAUGACGUAGCAAGUAAAAGUAAGUAGUGGAAAACUGUGAAAUAUGAGCUCCAAGUCAUUUGAGUUAUUCUCUGGCCUCCCGAAUGACCUAACUUUUUUAAGCAACUGUGACAAAUAAAAUGAUCAAGUAUCAAUUGGGUUGGAGCUGUAUGUACGAUAAAUUACUUCAUAUAUAUACUAUCAAUGCUUAGAAAGAUUUUAUUUUGUUAAUAAAGAUAGUGACUAUGUUAAACAAAAGCGAUAAUGAGAGGAGAAAUCAAAGCAAAAAAUAAACUAUGAUAAAAACAAUAUGUACGAGUUGGUUGCUAAAAAGUAAAAUCUUCUAUAGGAUUGCAACCAGUGUGUGCGCUUCAUUAACUCAGCAGUACUUUAUAAUCAAAGUAUUCAGAUAUAACAGCUACAUAUUAUCUAUUUAAGUAAUUAAUAAUAAUUAAAUACAAAAAAUAAAAAGUUUCGAUUAGUGGCACAAUGAAGACAUCGGCCUGCGAAUUCAGCGCGCGCUUUUGUACAUAUUGUAUACGCACAUUGUACUGUAUUAUUGUAAUGUAGUAGAUGAAUUGAUAGUCAAUUUUUCUCGUAUGAUGAACGAAUUAAUGAAAAGUGAUCGUUCGAUAUUUUGUCGUGUUAUUUCUACCUAUUCUUGAUCGAUGGCUUCCGGCGAGACCGAUUUCGACUUUCAAGUUUAUUCUCUGUGAGAAAAACAAAAUAAAAGGCUUACAAAAAA